This is a messenger RNA of Magallana angulata, 1923 nucleotides long. RefSeq names its product RING-type E3 ubiquitin-protein ligase PPIL2-like. The transcript is spliced from 20 exons. Bases 33 to 1604 code for a protein of 523 amino acids. NCBI's taxonomy places the organism in Eukaryota, Metazoa, Mollusca, Bivalvia, Ostreida, Ostreidae. The record is from RefSeq and is a predicted model, not a curated record. Gene Ontology annotation, molecular function: peptidyl-prolyl cis-trans isomerase activity; ubiquitin-ubiquitin ligase activity. Gene Ontology annotation, cellular component: catalytic step 2 spliceosome. Gene Ontology annotation, biological process: protein peptidyl-prolyl isomerization; protein folding; protein polyubiquitination.
UAGUGACCAUUACAAGUUUCCUAUGAGAUAAAAUGGGAAAGAAACAACACCAAAAAGACAAAUUAUAUCUUACAAAUACAGAAUGGAGGACAGAGUUUGGAGGAUACAAGGGGCGCUCAGCCUCUGGGGAGAAUUCAAAGUUCAGAAGGCUUCCAUUCAGUUGUUGCAGCCUGUCAUUCCAACCUUUUGAAAACCCCCUUUGUACCAAGGAAGGAGUUGUGUUUGAUUUGAUGAACAUUGUCCCAUUCCUGAAGAAGUAUGGUAUAAACCCAGUCACAGGGGAGAAACUCAGUGCAAAAGAAUUGAUCAAGCUGAAUUUCCACAAGAAUGGAGAUGGAAAAUACCACUGCCCUGUCACAUUCAAAAUAUUUAAUGAGAACACACAUAUAGUGGCAAUCAGACCCACAGGGAAUGUUUUCUGCAUGGAUGCAGUGGAAAGACUGAAUAUAAAACCAAGUUUCUUCAAGGACUUGCUUACAGAUGAGCCAUUCACAAGAAAAGAUAUUAUUUCUAUUCAGGAUCCUACAAAAAUAGACAAAUUUAAUUUGAACACAUUUUAUCAUGUGAGGAAAAACUUGAAGUAUGGAGAUGAAGAUGAGGAUGCUGCUCGAAAAAAUCCCAUGUAUCAUCUUAAAUCUGUGAACGCAGAGACACGGGACGUUCUAACAGAGCUAGAGAGGGAGUAUAAACCAGCGGAAAAGAAAGAAGAGGAGAAGAAAAAAGCAGACUUUCUGAAUGCGGCACAUUACUCUACAGGGCGGGUGGCUGCCUCUUUUACAUCAACAGCCAUGGAUCCUACCACCCAGCACGAAGCAGCCAUCAUUGAUGAGGAUGUGCUAAGAUAUGAGAUUGUGAAGAAGAAUGGAAAGAAAGGUUACGUGUCGAUGAUCACAAACUACGGUCUGUUGAAUCUUGAGCUGCAUUGUGAGAUGGUGCCUAAGACAUGUGAGAAUUUUAUCAAGCUGUGUAUGAAGGGUUACUACAGAGACACAAAAUUCCAUCGCCUCAUUAGAAACUUUGUGAUUCAAGGUGGGGAUCCAACAGGGACCGGAACAGGAGGGGAAUCAGCAUGGGGUGAUGCUUUCAAUGAUGAAAUAAAACCCAACCUGACCCACACUGGUAGAGGGGUGCUCAGCAUGGCCAACUCAGGCCCCAACACAAACAAGUCACAGUUUUUCAUCACCUUCAGAUCUGCAAAACACCUCGAUGGGAAACAUGCUGUGUUUGGAAGGGUGGUGGGGGGUCUAGACACCCUUGAUAAAGUGGAGAGGAUUGAAGUGGACAAGAAGGACAAACCAAAGAAAGACGUCAUCAUUGAGGAUUGUCAUGUUUUUGUGAAUCCAUAUGAAGAGGCAGACGAAGAGCUGGCAACAAAACGUGAGGAGAUAAUCCAGAAACAGGAAGAGGAAUUAAAGGCAAAGAGGAAGUAUGUGUACAAAGCAGAACCGGAGGACAUUGCACCCAAAACGUACAAAAAGGGUGUAGGAAAGUACAUCAACCCAACAGCAGUGAAGAGGAGUGCAGUCGACACGGCUUCAGUGCCUCCAGUCAAAAAGAAAGCAGCUGUAGAGGGAAUGAAGUUUGGUGACUUCAGUGCUUGGUAGUCACUAAUACAAAGAAUUCUGGGACAUUAUUAUUCGGUGAUAUCACGAGAUUCCAAUGUCUUAAGACAGCUUUCAUUAAGCCCAUUAGACAAUAUUCUAGGACAGAUCCUGGUAAUUGGUGUCUGGAGGAACUUGUGAAUAGAUUUACAUGUAAUUGUACAUGUAACAUUGUGAUAUUGUUAUCUAAUGAGGACCAGUCAUCUACAUGUACAUGUAUUUUUAAUAUCAACAUUUCUAUAUUUUGUCGUAGGUGUAUCAUUUUCUGUGCAUAUAAAUGUUCAUGUGUAAAUUUACAAUACAUACAUGUACUACAUCUUCA